Messenger RNA from Ceraceosorus guamensis, 1790 nucleotides. RefSeq names its product calcium-dependent phosphotriesterase. Bases 208 to 1500 code for a protein of 430 amino acids. The record is from RefSeq and is a predicted model, not a curated record. The transcript has 6 exons. NCBI's taxonomy places the organism in Eukaryota, Fungi, Basidiomycota, Exobasidiomycetes, Ceraceosorales, Ceraceosoraceae.
CCUGAAUGUGAAUCACUACUGAAUGUGGGGGGAUGGGUAGGUGCAUGGCUAGCUUGCAUGUUUCUUCGGCACGUCAAAGCUACAACAAUCUGUUGAAUUAGGGACCGAGCCGGUCCGAGUCUCGCAUCAACAAGUCGAUCCGAGCACAGCAAUUCAGACUUUCAGGUUUCACGGCAAGCAGAAAGCCUCCAGUCUGACACUUGAAGAAUGAAGCUCCAAAGCGUGUCCAAGAGCCUGCUGUUGCUGCCCUUCCUCGCGGCCUGCCUGGCUUCGAGCAGCGCUUCUGCGCCAGAAACAAAGCGGGCGCAUACCAGUCUAAAUUUGCGCUCUUUGGCAGCGCUUCCUGUCCCUUUCGUUGCUCGAAAUGGAUCUCAGCCAUGGUCAGGCGUGACCAAUAGCAUCUCAUCCAUGGAUGCCGAGCCUCAAUUUCAAACCUAUAGCUCGGCAGGCGACAAGCUUCUGGGACGCGAUCCCGAGGCACUAAUCCUCGUCCACCGGCCAGGCUAUGCCUUUGCGCACGAAGCUCCAGUCUGGUUCGCAGAUACUCAAGACGUCUGGUUCGCUUCCAACGCCGGGGGCAAGAAUGGCAAGAGCAAUCUGACGACCAACAAUGCCAAUUUCAGAAUCAAUCUGCCUCACGCCCUAACGCUCGCCAAGAACGGCACCGCGACGUUUGAGAAUUCCGUCGAGACCAUCUACAGCCCUCUGGUCGAGGGUAAAGCGCAAUUUGAGGAUAUCCAAAUGACAAACGGUGCGACUUCUUAUGGCGAUGCUGUGUUGCUUUGCAACACCGGCAGAGGUAAUCUCCCUGGAUCUUUAGUCCUCGUCAACCGUUCGGACGUCCAACAGAAGCCCAAAGUCUUGCUCAACAACGCUUACGGCAGAGACUUUGUCAGUCCCAACGACGUUGUAGUCCACCCCAAAGGCGCAAUAUUCUUCACAGAUGCAGACUAUGGAGUCCUUCAAAACUUCAAGCCACCCGUUGCGCAGGCCAAAGCGACCUGGCGCUUCGUCCCAACUACAGGCGAGCUGCGCAUGAUAGACGCAACCAUCACCACACCGAAUGGGAUUGCGCUGAGUCCCGAUGCCAGAACUCUCUACGUCACUGAGACCGGUCUCGCCCAGACUGGGGCAGGUACGGACGACUAUUCGAUCCCCGCCGUCAUCUACGCCUUCGACCUCGACACCACCGGCUCAAUCGUCUCCAACAAGCGGACCUUCACCAACGUGCCGACCGGCAUCGCCGACGGCAUCAAGACGGAUUCCAAAGGAAACGUGUACACCUGCACAGGCGGCGGUCUAGAAGUCUAUGCACCCAGGACUGGUCAGCCUCUGUACCGUUUCUCCUUGCCUACGGGCUGCACGCAAGUCGUCAUGGUUCAAGACGGACGCUUGCUGCUUUUGGCUGAAGAGACGAUCUGGUACUUGCGCGUCGCAUCGCAUGUUCAGCCUGCACCCAUCGCCUCCUACCCCAGAUCUGGUAGACUUCAAGGCUACUGAAUUGGAGCGAGAAACGUGAUGACAGUAUCGCUUGCAGUUCGCAAGACGUAUGCGCUCCAGUAUGAACUGCUCCAAAACGCAGGGCUGCAAGCCAACAAAAAAGGCUAUAUAUAAGAUGCAAAUCGCACUCUCAUCUCAUUUCUUCACUGCAUAGUCCCAACCUUGCUCCUGCAGCCUUUGGACUUUGCCAAGGACCUCCUGCUCCAUCGCAUCCAUGUAGCUUUGCAUCGCUUCCAAAUAGUGCGGAUCUGCAGCACCAAGUAUUCGAAUCGCCAACAGAGCCGCAUUGG